Messenger RNA from Polyodon spathula (Mississippi paddlefish), 4781 nucleotides. Its product is annotated as rho guanine nucleotide exchange factor 19-like. NCBI's taxonomy places the organism in Eukaryota, Metazoa, Chordata, Actinopteri, Acipenseriformes, Polyodontidae. Gene Ontology annotation, molecular function: protein binding; guanyl-nucleotide exchange factor activity. The transcript is spliced from 17 exons. Bases 294 to 3113 code for a protein of 939 amino acids. Gene Ontology annotation, biological process: activation of GTPase activity; regulation of actin cytoskeleton organization. The record is from RefSeq and is a predicted model, not a curated record.
CUCGCUGCUGCAGCUACUGGUGUGUGUGCUCUGUGUUUUGGACUUUGCAGCCAAGGAAAGGAGGAACUUUCUUGUCCUUGCGCUACCCAGGAAGUCGUGGACGCUGGGGAUCAGCAGAGGAUUAGGAGCUGCAGAAAAGGAUUACGAGGGGCGCGAGGGCAGUAAUGGGACCCCCAGUGCUUCCAGACAUUGCUCACUAUACCUGGAGCUCAGCUGAGAGGCUUCCCAGUGGCUGGGGAAGGAGACACAAUUUCCAAUGAGCGUCAGGUGAUUGCACACCCUUCUCCCUGGAUAUGGACUACCGCCCCCUUCCUGACUUCCAUCCCCACCUCAAAGCGUUCCUGUACCGAGGAGAGAGUGGCGAGAUGUGGAUUCCCAGCUCACCUGAGGCCCAGGCUCUGAGCGAGGGCCUGAAGGACAGGCCAUUCCCCAUGCACCACAUUGCCAUGUGCAAGCAGGAGUCACUGACCUUCAUUGAGCUACCCGACCUUUCUAGCGCUAACGGACUGCACGCCCCAACCCUGGAGAGCCAGGGGCCUUGUUUUGGCACAGCCAUCAGCCACUCAGACUCAAGUGGAUGGCCUAGCACUGUGUGUUCAACAGAUAGCUGGAGUUACAGAGGACUGAGGCUCAAUGUGGACCACAACGUGGGACCUGAGGAUGUACCCAUCAUGGAGCCCAGCUGGGUGGACUUACACAGUGUGAGGGACUUGGAGAGGAAUUCAGUCCCUCCUACUAGGACCCCUCCUUCUCCCCUAAGUGGCUGGGAGUCCUGCAAUGCUUCUUUUCCCACUGUUGACAUCAGGCCCAGUCUGGAACUGUGUGCCCUGCAGCGGAGAACCUCACAGGGUUCCGAUCGGGAGAAGUCAGUCCGCAGGAAGAUGAGAGUGUACUUCCCGGAGAGUCUCAGCGACGAGUCUUUGAGCAGCCCGAGUCUGGAGUGUGAGUAUCUCUUUCCUGGGAGCAUCUUCGAAGAGGAGCUGAACACAGACAAAGCCUUCCCGCAGGACACAGUCCUGCCGGAAGGUGGGACAGAGACUAAACCCCCCGCAGACAAGCAGGACACCGUCCUGCCGGGACAGACUCUCGAGGAUAAAUCCUCAUCAGAUGCGGCCUACACGACAGGCUUUUCCGAAGGUGUUUUGGCUGUGGAAACAGCCAAUCAGAGCUCUCGGAGCAGUGAGCAGGAACGCAGGAGGUUCUCUGCCUCGGAACUGAUCAGCCGGUUGCAGCUGUCUCAGAGAAAGAGCUCCUUCUCCCUCAAACUGGGCAAAUCGCUCUCCGCCAGGGUCACGCCAAAGGACAAAGGGGGCCCGCGCAGCCUCAGUCCUGAAGGCAAGCAGAAUGCCAGGGAUCAGAGCUCAGCGAGUUCCACUGACAGUGCUCCUCACAGCCCCCUUGGACCAGGACCUCCACUCCCUGGUGACUGUACCAUGCACGUGCACAAGGGGACCUCAAGACAUAGGAAAUCCUAUCCAGUUCUAUACAUCUAUUCAAGCCUUAUAAAUUCACUGAAGAAUUCCAUAGAAGAGAAUACCUUCACGCCAACUUUCCCCAGCUACAUAAACAGGCUUUCAAAAUUUAUGCCAAAAUCGAUCCUGUACCAGGAAUACAGCGACGUUGCUAUAAACCGUGAGAUUCAGAGGCAGCAGUGGGCAGACGCCAUCAACGAGGAGGAUGAGGACGGGGUGGCCCAGCCCAGCUGCAACAUCUCGCCAGACAACUCCUUCCGCUCGCCGCGCUCCUCGCGAGGCUCCGCCUUCUCUCUGUGGCAGGAUAUCCCUGACGUGCGCUCCAGCGGCAUGCUUGCCACUUUCAGCAACGAAGAACGCAAGCUGCAGGAGGCCAAGUUUGAGCUGGUGACGUCCGAGGCAUCCUACAUACGCAGCCUGUCCAUUGCGGUGGAUCACUUCAUGUGCUCGCGGGAGCUGGCUGACUGUCUGGGAGCCCAGGAACGCCAGUGGCUCUUUUCCAAACUGCCCAAUGUCAAGGCUGUCAGCGAGAGCUUUCUUCAGGACCUGGAGGUGCGACUGGAGGAAGAUAUCCUGCGUUUCGAUGUGUGUGACAUCGUGCUGGCUCACUGCCCUGCCUUCCGCAGAGUCUACCUGCCAUACGUGACCAACCAGGCAUACCAGGAACAGACCUACCAGAGGCUGCUGCAGGAGAAUCCCCGUUUCCCAGGGAUCCUGGCCCGGCUUGAGGAAGACCAGGUCUGCCAGCGACUCCCUCUAACCUCCUUCCUCAUCCUGCCCUUCCAGAGGAUCACACGGCUCAAGAUGCUGGUCGAGAAUAUCUUAAAGAGGACAGCCCCAGGAUCUCGGGAUGAAGACACAGCCACCAAGGCAUUUAAUGAACUGAAAAGGCUUAUCAAGGAGUGUAACUCCAGCGUUCAGUCCAUGAAAAGGACUGAGGAGCUCAUUCACCUCAACAAGAAAAUCCAUUUUGAAGGCAAGAUUUUCCCGCUCAUCUCACAGUCCCGCUGGCUGGUGAAACACGGUGAGCUGGUGGAGGUGGACACACAGACCAUAAGCAUGUCUGGGUCAAAGUUCAAGCUGCGCCCUGUCUACCUGCAUCUCUUCAACGACUGUCUGCUGCUGUCCCGGAAGAAGGAGACCGGAAAAUUUGCGGUGUUUGUGCAUGCGAAGAUCGGGGAGCUGAAAGUGAAGGAUUUGAACGUGAAGCUGCAUGGGAUCUCCGGGUUCAUCUUCCACUUGCAGCUCUGCGAGGAAAGACGGGUCAAGCACCAGAUCCUGCUCAAAGCAGACACGGAGAGUGAGAAGCAGCGGUGGAUUGCAGCCAUGUUCCCCUCGGACCCUGUGAUGAGCAAGGGCCAGAUCAGUGAGAAUGAAGACUUAGCCCAGGUGCAGUGCAUUAAGAGCUACAAAGCCCAGGAGCAUGACGAGCUGACACUGGAGAAGGCAGACAUCCUUCAGGCCAAAACCAGGACCAGUGAUGGUUGGAUCGAGGGGAUCAGGCUUUCGGAUGGGGAGCGGGGCUGGUUCCCCAGGAACUACGUGGAGGAGAUCACAAGCCGCAGCGCUCGGCUUCGCAACUUGAGAGAAAACAACCGCAUCAAGUGUGCCACGCAGAAACUGGAGGAGGAGUACUUGUAGCUCUGCACUACUAGCCACAGCCUGCAGGGGGCGGGGGGCACUGCACACACCAGUAGCCAGGAAUUCUCAGCCCUCAAUGGAUUUUCCUGCCGUUUGUGGAGUGGCGUGUUUACUGCUGGAGUUAGCAAUCAAGUGAUUUACAGCACUUCAGCCGGUGAUUGAUUUUUAUUAGGUGUCCUCAAUGAUUUAUUUCUGCAGUCUCCUUGGGUUCUUUUAAAGGACAGGAACUCGGAACCUUUUCCCACAAGUCAUUCCCUACACCCGGCACGACCGCUUCUCAAUUUGUUUUAAAUGCCUUAUUUAUUUUUUCAUUCCUCAAUAAGGAACGGGUCCUGUACUCUCCAGUUUUUUAUUGUUACGAAGGCAUAUGUGAUUAUUGAAUCCUGACAGAAGGCAUGCAGCUUUGAAGAAAUAAACACAGGCGCAAGAAACCUAAUCAUUAUGAUCAUUAUUAUUAUCAUUAUUAUCAUCGUUAAUGCAUGGUGCAAUAUUCAGACUGAUUAGCUGGAGAUCCAGUGUGUAUCAUUAUUGCCACAGAAGCUAGGCGUGAUUUUUCUUUUACCAUUUCUUCAGGUCCUAGUGGCUACAGCGUUCCACAAUCAUGUUCAGUUUGACACUGAUACCUCCUUUCCAGGGCACAACCGAGCCACUUCGUUCUUCAUAUGUCACUGAAUAAGACUGAAAUGCAACGAAGGGCUGAUUACACAAAGAUGAUAAUAAUGAUUUCAGAGAGAGCUGUAAUUUGGAUCUGAAGAGCAAGAUACUCGGCCUUAGAAGCCGCAACUCAAUGACGAAAAUCAUUAACCUCGCCCAUGCCCUUGCUCAGCUCCGAGCCAGAUUCAGAUGUGUUGUUUCAUAGUUUGGCUUUCACUUUGCUCGACAAACAGCCAGUGGAAAACCACCCCCUACUGUGAGGGCCUCGGAUGUGCCAGUGGAAAAGGGGUACGAGAUAUUAUUCCUUGGUAUCUGUGUACUAAAUGAUCCUAUAGUUUAGUCUUCGGGUGCACUCCACUUCAUCAGAAAGCAGACAUUGUUGAUAUACCAAUAGUUUACAUACUCCAGAGGUAAGAUUCUGUGAGCCAAACAUGUACUGUACUGCAUUCUGUGAGACAUACGUGUGCUUCUAAUGCAGAAACAUUACAAUGGCAAGAUCAGUUCCUUUAAAUAAACACCAAUGUCAUGUUAUGUAAUGGUUUUGCAUGGAACCAAAUAGAAUCAAAAGUAACAGAGUCAAGCAUUCAAUUACCUGAUCUGCAAAAUAAAACCAUUAUUGGAUCAAAUGGAACCACUCAGUAGAGGUUUUCCCUAACCUGUGUUCGCUUGGGAGGCUGCAAUAGAAUAGUAUGCACAAUCAUAUCUUUUGAACGAACAUGUCCUGUUCAGCCCGUUAUGAUUGGAUCUGCUUUUGGGUUAGCAUAAAAAUAAAUCUUAAGAAAAGCAUGUUGUGUUGUCUGAUUACUUAGUAUUUAAUGACAUAAUUUGAGGCUUUUGUCUGAAUUGCACCUGCUGGACAUCACCCUCCCCAUCCUGACAUUGUAUACACAGAAAAGUCAAAAACACCUGAAAAAAAAAACCCUGAUUUAAAAAAAUUGAAUGUAAUUUAUGUAUUAAUUUAUUUAGUUAUUAUCGCAAAUCCGUUACACCCUCACCCCCUCAACACAAGAAAAC